This is a messenger RNA of Quercus robur (English oak), 1942 nucleotides long. Its product is annotated as dihydrolipoyl dehydrogenase, mitochondrial. Gene Ontology annotation, cellular component: oxoglutarate dehydrogenase complex; mitochondrion. The transcript is spliced from 2 exons. The record is from RefSeq and is a predicted model, not a curated record. The coding region runs from base 162 to 1691 and encodes 509 amino acids. Lineage: Eukaryota; Viridiplantae; Streptophyta; Magnoliopsida; Fagales; Fagaceae. Gene Ontology annotation, molecular function: dihydrolipoyl dehydrogenase (NADH) activity; flavin adenine dinucleotide binding.
ACUCGUCUUCAAAGACAAGCCGCCAAUAAAUUAAUCUGAAUACCCAAAAAGACCAAAACCAAGCCACACCCAUACCCACUACCAGCAGGGUUUUUCUUUUUCAUCAAAAGCCUCUCUCUCUGUGUCAGAAAGAGAGAACCAAAAAACAAAAGAAAGGGGAAAUGGCUAUGGCAAGUUUGGCGAGACGGAAGGCGUACCUGUUGACGCGAAAUCUAUCGAAUUCGAGUUCCGAUGUAUUGAAGUACUCUCCUACGGUGACUUCCUUCUCCAGAGGAUUCGCUUCGGGAUCUGAGGAAAACGACGUCGUCGUCAUCGGCGGUGGCCCCGGUGGCUACGUGGCCGCCAUCAAAGCCGCUCAGUUGGGUCUCAAGACCGCUUGUAUUGAGAAGCGUGGUGCCCUCGGUGGCACCUGCCUCAACGUUGGUUGCAUCCCCUCCAAGGCCCUUCUACAUUCCUCCCACAUGUACCAUGAAGCUCAGCAUUCAUUUGCCAACCAUGGAGUGAAGUUUUCUUCUGUUGAGAUUGAUUUACCUGCCAUGAUGGCCCAAAAAGAUAAAGCUGUGUCUAAUCUGACUCGAGGUAUCGAAGGUCUGUUCAAGAAGAACAAAGUGAGCUAUGUAAAAGGCUAUGGCAAGCUCAUUUCUCCCUCUGAAGUUUCUGUGGAAACUCCUGAUGGGGGUAACACUGUUGUGAAAGGCAAGCAUAUUAUAAUUGCCACUGGUUCUGAUGUCAAAUCUUUACCUGGGAUCACCAUUGAUGAGAAGAGAAUUGUGUCUUCAACGGGCGCAUUAGCUUUGACGGAAAUCCCAAAGAAACUUGUGGUCAUUGGAGCAGGCUACAUUGGCCUAGAGAUGGGCUCAGUCUGGGGCCGACUUGGCUCUGAGAUAACUGUGGUUGAGUUUGCCGCAGAUAUUGUCCCAACCAUGGAUGGGGAAAUCCGUAAGCAAUUUCAGCGUUCUCUUGAGAAGCAAGGGAUGAAAUUCAUGCUCAAGACUAAGGUGGUAGGAGUUGAUUCUUCUGCAGAUGGUGUUAAGCUGACCCUUGAACCAGCAGCUGGUGGUGACCAGACCAUACUUGAAGCUGAUGUUGUUCUUGUUUCUGCUGGUAGAUCUCCAUACACAGGUGGACUUGGGCUGGACAAAAUAGGAGUGGAGACUGACAAGAUUGGACGGAUUUUAGUCAAUGAAAGGUUUUCUACAAAUGUGCCAGGUGUUUAUGCAAUUGGGGAUGUAAUACCGGGUCCUAUGUUAGCCCACAAGGCAGAAGAAGAUGGGGUUGCUUGUGUAGAGUUUAUUGCUGGUAAGACAGGCCAUGUGGACUAUGACAAGGUCCCUGGGGUCGUCUACACACACCCUGAGGUUGCCUCUGUUGGCAAGACUGAGGAGCAGGUGAAGGCACUUGGUGUUGAGUAUCGUGUUGGAAAGUUCCCUUUCAUGGCAAACAGCAGGGCCAAGGCGAUUGAUAAUGCGGAAGGAUUGGUCAAGAUACUGGCUGAGAAGGAGACAGACAAGAUAUUGGGAGUCCACAUUAUGGCACCCAAUGCUGGAGAGCUCAUUCACGAGGCAGCGAUAGCCUUACAGUACGAUGCAGCGAGUGAGGAUAUAGCACGUGUUUGCCAUGCACAUCCAACAAUGAGUGAGGCAGUGAAGGAAGCUGCCAUGGCCACUUAUGACAAGCCCAUUCACAUCUAGAAAGCUGGUUAUUAUUUUGUAAUCUUUGUUUUCAUUUUAUUUUUUGCUUCUAAGAGUUUUGGAAUGACUUGUGAAGACUUUCCUUUUUCUUAUUCAUCCACCCAUGGGAGCAGAUGAAGUUUCUGAAUAGAAAUAUGCUGUUAUAGUAUCCCUUUGUUUACAAUGACAAAAAUAACUUUGUAUGUUUUCCUCAUUUGUGCUUUAAUAACAACAUAAGAGGGGGAAUGUGGAGCCAAUGGGAAAUUACAGUC